Messenger RNA from Numida meleagris (helmeted guineafowl), 4694 nucleotides. RefSeq names its product nuclear cap binding protein subunit 1 (gene NCBP1). Lineage: Eukaryota; Metazoa; Chordata; Aves; Galliformes; Numididae. The transcript has 23 exons. Gene Ontology annotation, cellular component: nuclear cap binding complex; nucleus. The record is from RefSeq and is a predicted model, not a curated record. Gene Ontology annotation, molecular function: RNA cap binding; protein binding; mRNA binding. Gene Ontology annotation, biological process: nuclear-transcribed mRNA catabolic process, nonsense-mediated decay; mRNA export from nucleus; regulation of mRNA processing. The coding region runs from base 93 to 2474 and encodes 793 amino acids.
GCGAGGCCGCCGGAAACGGGCGGGGAAGGAGCGCGGUCGUCUCAGUCCCGCGCGGAGCGGCCCGGUGCGGUCCCUGCUUCUCGCCCGGCGCCAUGUCUCGGCGGCGGCACAGCGACGAUAGCGAUGACAGCGAUGGGCAGCCUCACAAACGGCGGAGGACGUCGGAGCCGUCGGAGAUCGAGCAGAGGCUCGAGUCGCUCAUCUGCAGAGUGGGGGAGAAGAGUAAUUCAUCCCUGGAGAGCAACUUGGAGGGCCUAGCUGGUGUAUUGGAAGCUGAUCUACCAAAUUACAAAAGCAAGAUACUAAGAAUUCUGUGUACUGUUGCACGUCUGUUACCAGAAAAGCUUACUGUUUACACAACACUAGUUGGGUUGCUGAAUGCCAGGAACUACAACUUUGGUGGGGAAUUUGUAGAAGCCAUGAUUCGUCAGCUUAAGGAAUGUCUGAAAGUCAAUAUGUACAAUGAAGCUGUGCAUUUAGUUCGUUUUCUGUCUGAUCUCGUGAAUUGUCAUGUAAUAGCUGCGCCUUCGAUGGUAGCUAUGUUUGAGAACUUUGUGAGUGUGACGCAGGAGGAAGACGUACCGCAAGUACGAUGUGACUGGUAUAUGUUUGCAUUUCUGUCGUCUUUGCCUUGGGUUGGAAAGGAAUUGUAUGAGAAAAAGGAUGCUGAGAUGGAUCGUCUCUUAUCUCAGACAGAAAGCUACCUGAAGCGCCGCCAGAAAAUUCAUGUACCAAUGUUACAAGUUUGGACUGCUGAUAAACCACAUCCACAGGAAGAGUACUUAGACUGCCUCUGGUCUCAGAUUCAGAAGUUGAAAAAAGACCGUUGGCAAGAGCGACACAUUCUGAGGCCCUACCUGGCUUUUGAUAGCAUUCUUUGUGAAGCACUGCAGCACAAUCUGCCCCCCUUCACUCCUCCGCCUCACACUGAAGACUCAGUAUAUCCUAUGCCAAGGGUUAUUUUUAGGAUGUUUGACUACACUGAUGACCCUGAGGGCCCUGUCAUGCCCGGCAGCCACUCUGUUGAACGAUUUGUAAUAGAAGAGAACCUUCACUGCAUCAUCAAAUCCCACUGGAAAGAGAGAAAAACUUGUGCUGCCCAGCUGUUGAGCUACCCAGGAAAUAACAAGAUACCCUUGAACUAUCACAUUGUAGAGGUAAUUUUUGCAGAGCUGUUUCAGCUUCCUUCUCCGCCACACAUCGAGGUCAUGUACACAACACUCCUGAUUGAACUGUGCAAACUUCAGCCUGGUUCUUUACCACAAGUUCUUGCGCAAGCCACAGAAAUGCUCUACAUGCGUUUGGACACAAUGAAUACAACCUGUGUAGACAGAUUCAUUAACUGGUUUUCUCACCACUUGAGUAACUUCCAGUUCCGUUGGAGCUGGGAGGACUGGUCAGAUUGUCUUACUCAGGACCUUGAAAAGCCCAAACCCAAAUUUGUGAGAGAGGUUUUGGAAAAAUGCAUGCGACUCUCCUACCAUCAGCGAAUAAUCGACAUUGUUCCUGCAAGCUUUUCUGUCCUCAGUCCUGCAAACCCAGUGUGUAUCUACAAGUAUGGAGAUGAAAGCAAUAGGUCUCUUCCUGGAUAUACCGUGGCCCUCUGUUUAACAAUUGCAAUUAAAAACAAGGCCAGUAAUGAUGAAAUCUUCAGCAUUUUAAAAGAUGUGCCUAACCCAAACCAGGAUGAUGAUGAUGAUGAAGGAUUUACUUUCAAUCCUUUGAAAAUAGAAGUCUUUGUUCAGACUCUGCUCCAUCUAGCUGCAAAGUCUUUCAGCCACUCCUUCAGCGCCCUGGCGAAGUUUCACGAAGUCUUCAAAACACUUGCUGAAAGUGAUGAGGGAAAACUCCAUGUUCUGAGAGUUGUGUACGAGGUCUGGAAGAACCAUCCACAGAUGAUUGCUGUGCUUGUGGACAAGAUGAUUCGGACACAAAUUGUUGACUGUGCUGCAGUUGCAAACUGGAUCUUCUCCUCAGAGCUUGCGCAUGAUUUUACUAGGUUUUACAUCUGGGAGAUCUUGCAUUCCACAAUUCGUAAGAUGAAUAAGCAUGUUCUGAAGAUUCACAAAGAACUGGAGGAUACUAAGGCAAGAUUGGCCAGACAACAUAAAAGACGAGAUAGCGACGACGACGACCGGAGCAGUGACCGGGAGGACGGGCCUCUGGAGGAACAGAUAGAGCGCUUGCAGGAGAAGGUCGAGUCAGCCCAGAGCGAGCAGAAGAACCUCUUCCUUGUUAUAUUCCAGCGCUUCAUUAUGCUGUUAACUGAGCACUUAGUGCGCUGCGAAACCGGUGGGAUUGACGUAUUUACACCUUGGUACAAGAGCUGCAUAGAAAGGUUGCAGCAGAUCUUCCUGCAGCAUCACCAGAUAAUCCAGCAGUACAUGGUGACCUUCGAGAACCUCCUGUUUACAGCUGAGUUGGACCAUCACAUCCUGGCUGUCUUUCAGCAGUUCUGUGCUCUGCAGGCCUGAGGAGUAUUCCUGGGUGAAGUCUUGUUUGCAGGACUGUAACAAUUUUUUUUUUUUAAACUUGACAUGGGGAUGAAAAAAAAAAAAACUUUUUGACUAAAACUGGCUUUCAUAUGCUCCUAUAUAAAACAAUUCAGUUCUCUAACCAACAGCAGACUGUAAGCAUCCUAAGCCUUACUAGAUACGACUCAUAGGGGAUUGACAUGAAGUAAAGCGUGAAUUCUUUUAAUCUGUUUUUAUUUUGGUUUGACUCUUGACUUCAUGAUGGUAUUUUUGUUUCUCCCUUGUUUAUAUAGAAACGAAAACCGGGCAAAAAUCAGUAUAGGAUUUGUUACCUCUGCCUGGCCCUUCAAUCAAAGAAAUGUGAAGCAGUUUGUAGUAUUUUCUAAGCGUGAAAGGGAAUGCACUUUCUAAAUGAGCAGUGUGAUAAAUUCUCUAGUAUGGCAUAGGAAAAGUGUCUUAAUUUGGGGCAUGUGAAACAAUGCGUUAAGCUUUUUAAAGUAGUAUAGAGCAUAUGGAUUGAGUAUGUUUUUAAAAUGUAUUGUCUGGUGUCCUAUUCCAGUAGCUAUAAGCAAUCAGUAGAGGAAUUUGAUGGAUAAAUUCUGAAAAAUGCAAUCCUCUUUGCAGUCUGGUCAAACUUUCGAACUCUUCCUGGCAGUAGCUUCCACUGGUGAACAGAAGCGGUGAGCAACACUUGGAGUGGGGCAGAUUUUCUGCUGUGCUCCUGCAGCCCUCCCUGUGCUCUGGGAUCCUCCAGCCCCAAACGCCGGGGGCGAGGGCAGGGCAGCGCUCAGCUCGCUCUUUAGGUUCCGCCUGCGACUCGCUGGGCUGCCAUGCUUGCACUGGACUAGACCUGCAGGCCUGCAGUGACGCCAGAAAUGCUUCUGUUACUCAUGGUGGAUGAACCGGGUGCCGCUCCUUGUCUGGCUCAGCAACAGCUGCUUUGUGGUGGCCUUGGCCGCUUUGAAGCGUGGCAGCAGCAUGUGGCUGCCCUGUCACCUGAAAGCAUUGUAAUGCUAACUGAAGCGGUACCUUGCCAGGAGACUCAGACUGGGGAAACACGUAACCUGAAAAUAGAGUAGCCUUAGUUUUGAGUUAUGCAAAUAACAUUACUUAUAUAAAUGCCAAAUCAGAGUGGUCUGUGUUAUGAUAAGCAGUGAUGAAUGGCAAAGACACUGCCUUAGGUGCUCAGGUCUCUACUGUACAGCGUACUUCCAAGCUGUUUGUGUUCUCUUUACUUUGCGGGUGAAUGUUUAAAGAAUUUCAUACCCAGUGCUACUCAGUUCGAGCUUGAAAGUGAUGAAUUUUAAGUAAUUUCGUUCCUGUACAAAUUAUUUUUUUUCCUCAGUGUUUUGCUUCACAAUGCAAUUCAUCCCAACAUUAAUAAAUUGACCUCCUAAUAAAGUGAGGAGAGCGAAAAGGAAAAUUUCUGAGUGUUGACCUAAGCUUGUACGUGGCUCGUAGCAGUUGGACACGUCCUCAUAGACUUCAGUUGGUUAUUUCUGCUUUCACUGCUUACCCCCUCUGGUUUGACUGGUCCCUCUCUUCCUUUAGGGUAUCCUGUUAUGUGUUAUAAAUUUGCUUUUUGCAAGGGUUUUGUCAGUCAUGCACAGUUCUGCUUCAAAUCUUUCUGUUAAUGUUCUCGAGCAAUUAAAUGGUGUUUUUUAAAAGAAACGUUUAGCAUUGCAGAGGUUUUAAUUGGGGGUUGUUUGUUUUUUUUUUUUCUUCCACUGUCUCAGAUCAGUAAGGAGUUCUGAUUUUAACUAACAAUGGGGAUCUAAGCGACUGUAAAUGUGACUGCUGUAAAAGUGGCGAUGCGGUUACAAUGUGCAACCUGUAACUUGCUCUGAGCCUCGACAAAUAGUGGUGCUGGGGAUCCAGUUGCAAAUACCUGCACGUGGACAGCGUAAUCCUAUGAUUUAAAACCCAAUUUGCACUUUCACAAUGGAUCGAACUCCCAUGAUGGGCUUUGACAUCUCUAUAGUCUGUUGGAAGUCUUCCCCUCUUUCUAAGUCCAGUGCCGUACGCCUGUCCUGACUUGGGAAACUGGUUGGUCUAUAGGAAGACUGAGAUGCUUGCACAGUGAUACCAGCAGCUACCUAACUUGAGGAACUCGGAACUGCGGAAGCAUGGGGUGGUGGAUAGUGUAAAGAUGCCAUGUGGCUGGAAAAAAAAAAAUGCACAAUUAUUAAAGACAAAAAUAAAUGAAGGUGAAGCAGGUUA